GGGGCGGGGCCGCGCCGCGUGAGGCGCCAGCUCGCGGCAGCCGGGGUCUCCUGAAAGCCGGGCGGGAUGGGGGAGCAGCCGAAGCAGCCGCGAGGAGCCUGACCGCCUUCCUGCCUGCCUGCCCCUGGUUCCCGCCUCCCUGGAAGGAGAAGAGGAGGAUGCGCGUUUCUGCCCUUGCGAGAAGCCGCUCUGUGUGGCCGCCGAGCAAAGCUAUGUGCUGAAGCCGGAGAUCGCGACGACAUGGGAGUUCCCGUGUGCUUUGUGACUUGCGGUUUUCUCCUGGCCCUGGUGCAGGGGCAUAGCUUAUUCACCUGCGAACCAAUUACUAUUUCCAGAUGUUCAGGAAUGACUUACAAUAUGACUUUUUUCCCAAAUAUCAUGGGACACUAUGACCAGGACACUGCUGCUCUCCAAAUGGAGCCUUUUCUUACUCUUAUGAAUCUUCACUGUUCACCAGACAUCCACACAUUUCUGUGCAAAGCGUUUGUCCCUGCCUGCCUGGAGCAAGUUCACGUGAUUCACCCUUGUCGAAGCCUCUGUGAGAAAGUAUAUUCUGACUGUAAACAAUUGAUUGACACUUUUGGUAUCACAUGGCCUGAAGAGCUGGAAUGUAACAGACUGGUCAAUUGUGACGAGACUGCUCCUGCUGCUGUAACCACAAAUGUACAUGGAACUCAGAAGACCCCAGGACAGACCCGAAGGGAUUACGGAUUCUGGUGUCCACGACACCUACACACUACCAAUGGACAAGGCUACAAGUUUCUAGGAAUUGAUCAGUGUGCACCCCCAUGUCCCAAUAUGUACUUCAAAAAUUAUGAAUUGGAUGUUGCAAAAAGCUUCAUUGGAAUAGUUUCAAUUUUUUGUCUUUGUGCUACUCUUUUCACAUUCCUGACUUUUCUGAUUGAUGUUAAAAGGUUCAGAUACCCAGAGAGACCAAUCAUAUAUUAUUCAGUCUGUUACAGCAUAGUGUCUCUUAUGUACUUUAUUGGAUUCUUACUUGGAAAUAGAACUGCCUGUAACAAGGCAGAUGAUAAGUUAGAAAUUGGUGAAACAGUGGUUCUUGGUUCUCAAAACAAAGCCUGUACUGUCCUCUUCAUGGUUUUGUAUUUUUUCACCAUGGCAGGAACUAUAUGGUGGGUGAUUCUUACAAUCACGUGGUUCCUUGCUGCAGGAAGAAAAUGGAGUUGUGAAGCUAUUGCACAGAAGGCCAUGUGGUUCCAUGCAGUUGCAUGGGGGAUACCUGGUUUUCUAACCAUUAUGCUUCUUGCAAUGAACAAAGUUGAAGGGGACAAUAUCAGUGGAGUUUGUUUUGUGGGUCUCUAUGAUCUGGAUGCAUCUCUGUACUUUGUGCUUUUGCCAUUGUGCCUUUGUGUUUUUGUUGGUCUCUCUCUUCUUUUAGCUGGUAUUAUCUCUUUAAAUCAUGUGCGGCAAGUCAUACAGCAUGAUGGCAGGAACCAAGAGAAACUAAAGAAAUUUAUGAUUCGAAUUGGAGUUUUUAGUGGGUUAUACUUGGUGCCACUUGUUGCACUACUUGGAUGUUAUGUCUAUGAACUGGUGAAUCGGAAAAUCUGGGAAACAACUUGGGUCUUCGACCACUGUAACCAGUACCAUAUUCCUUGUCCUUAUCAGGCAAAGGCAUUAGCAAGACCAGAAAUAUUUUUGUUUCUGAUGAAAUAUCUACUGACAUUAAUUGUUGGCAUAUCUCCAGUCUUUUGGGUGGGAAGUAAAAAGACCUGUUCUGAAUGGGCCAAUUUCUUCAACAGAAACCGCAAAAGAGAUCCAAUCAGUGAGAGCCGAAGAGUACUGCAAGAAUCAUGUGAAUUUUUCUUGAGGCACAAUUCCAAAGUUAAGCAUAAAAAGAAGCACUACAAAUCCAGUUCACACAGAUUGAAAGUUAUUUCUAAGUCAAUGGGGACUAGUACAGGUGGCACAACAAAUCAUGGAACUUCUGCAGCAGCAAUCACUAAUCAUGAUUACUUAAGCCAGGAAACUAUUACAGAGAUUAAAACAUCCCCAGAAACGUCUGAGAAAGAGGUGGAGGCAGAUGGAACAUCAACCCAGAAGGUCAAGGAAGGUGACGAUUUGUAUGGAGAUCAAAUGUUAUCUAGUUCUAAACUGACUAUCGAUCAGGUGGAAAAAAGAGGCAAAGUAGGUAAUACGUGUGAUAUGAGUAGCUUGUCUGAGAGUAUGAAGAGACUAGGUGAAGGAAGGAUAACUCCUAAAAAUGAUUUUACUGAAUCUCUUCCAUUACAAAGCAGCAGUUCCCAAAUACCUGAUGUCUCACAGUCUGGUUCCAUGUCACUACUUGUCUACUCAGCUUCAGACACUAGAAAAGAGUUGGAUUCUGGAAACAGUUUAAACCCUUGAGUGAGAGAAAUUUUUCAUAAGAACAUUUUCAGUUUAUAAAACUGAUAAGGAUUCUGUGUUACACUGGAAAUAAUUGAUAUUCUGUGCCUUAUUAAAAAAAAAAAACAUGUACCUUGUUUUGCACUUAUAGAAAUGUAAGUUCUGUAGUGGGGACAACUAGCAAUAACGUACUGUAUUUAAUCCCAUCCAGGAAUAAUAGAAACUGAAAUUAUGUAAGACACAGCUGGACUGACUGGCAGUAAUUUGAAAGAGAUGUGAGUAACAAAUAUUAUUCUCAAUAAUAAAAACACUUUGUAAUAACUUGCAUUAAAAUAAUGCAUGGAAAGCAGUGUUACUUUUCAAGGCAUAAAGUUCCAUCUGCAUCUUCGGUAUUUUUCAGAUCUUCUUAACAAUUCUGUUUUUUAAAACUAUAUUUUAAAAGGCUGUAUCACUUAAAAUUGAGAGAUAAAGGUAUAAAUACUUUUAAGGUAUGUAUCAUGAGAUCAAUUGUAGCAUUGUUUUUAUGGUAGUUUCUACACUGAAUAUGAAAGGGAAUCUGGAAUUACAGUGAUUUAUUUUGUACAUAGAAAUAUGUAAAUAACUGACUGCGUAAGAACUACUGUUUUGUAUGUAUUGUAAAAACAAGGAUAAUGUGCUUCCAGCAGAUAUUACUAAAAUCAACAGUCUUGUGGUAUUCCAACAACAUAAUUUAGUUCAGAGGAGAACAGAAAAUACCUUUAUACAUAAUGUGCACCAUACACUGCACAUCCAGCAGUACUUCCAAAAAUGCUUCAAGCGCAUCCUGGUGUGGUAUUUCCGGGGCACCAUGCCAGACGAGAAACACAGCAGAUACCUGAAGACAUGAGGAUAGAAUUGGAAGUAUACUUUAUCUACUGAGCUGCAAUGAAAGUGUAUCUGUUUCCCUUUGUUUCUAUGCAACUGACUUGAAUUUUUAAAAAUUCUGUGGAAAAAUAUCAUGCAGAAAAUAAAUUUUUGAGUUAAUAUAUAGGCUUUUCAACAAUAUUUUUACUUAAAACCUUAAUGCUUUUUCUAUAAAAUUUAAUUUUCUAUAUGCUAUAGCAAUAUAUUUUCUUUAAAUCAAAUAGACCUUAAUACAGGUAGCCUUUUUAUUGAGAAGGUUGUUUUCAAGAGCAAGUACUAAUUACUUGACAUGGAUAAGAAUUUCACGGUUUGAAUUUUAAGAAAUCCUAGCUCUAGUCAGUGUGAUUGAUUGAGUUAAUUUGGAGCUAGGAUUUUGCGGUUUGUCUAACACUAAAAGUCAAUGAAUUUUGUAAGACUGUUCAGCAUCUUGCGUAUUUGUUACUGAUGAUAAUACAGCUCUUAAAUUGAUAUAUUCAUUUUGAUACUAGGCACAGAAAUUACUCCUUCUAGUUUUACAGUUUUCGUGGUGAUGCUUUGAACAGUCACGCAAAACUGCAUAAUAUAAAGGUCAUGUAAAUGCUGAUUCAAUAGGAAACAUAAUUCUGGUAAACCAAAGUUUUAUCAGUCAUGUAUUUAAAAAUUGAAUGUAUUCAGCUUAUAUUGUCUUCUGCUUUUUAACAUUUGUAACUUAUUGCCUUAAAUAGGAUGUGCCAUUUCGUUUAUAGUUUGCCCUUUAAAAAUAUAUAUAGUAUUCUUGCUGCUGAAAAGGACAAUGGAAAAAAAUCUGAAAUGCCUUUUGUGAAAAUGCACACUAAAUACCCUUCACUCCUGUAGUCAUAUUUGUAAACAGAAAAAUUUAUACACACUUUCAAUAGUUUUGUUAUUAUUGGUUUUGUUAGUAAUAAAAUAUACUAUUGUAUAGUAA
Messenger RNA from Rhea pennata, 4153 nucleotides. RefSeq names its product frizzled class receptor 6 (gene FZD6). The transcript is spliced from 7 exons. The record is from RefSeq and is a predicted model, not a curated record. NCBI's taxonomy places the organism in Eukaryota, Metazoa, Chordata, Aves, Rheiformes, Rheidae. The coding region runs from base 241 to 2367 and encodes 708 amino acids. Gene Ontology annotation, molecular function: Wnt-protein binding; Wnt receptor activity. Gene Ontology annotation, biological process: non-canonical Wnt signaling pathway; canonical Wnt signaling pathway. Gene Ontology annotation, cellular component: plasma membrane.